AUGCCUUACGCCUGCCUCCAUGGCGGUUCUCUGUGCUUGUUGAUAUCGCUGCUUUCGUGCCUCGGUGCCCAGGCAGUACAAACCCUACACCUUGUGCAGCUUGUCCACCGUCACGGAGCGCGGUCUCCCAAGGUAAAACACAAUCAAAGUCAAAUAUGCGGUGAGGUGCCGUGUGGGUAUCUGAACGCUGCCGGGAAGAUGAUGCUAGUCAAUGCAGGUGAAUUUCUUAGGAAUCACUACAACAGUAACGCAUCUGAGCCUUUCUUCCCGGAGGAGAGUUACAACUCCUGUGUGACCUACUCGCGUUCCACAGAUGUCCCGCGUACGCUGCAGAGCGCUGGGUGUCUUCUGCGCGGAAUGUUCCCCAAUGCGUCGGAAUUCUUUCCAGCUAUACACACUGCAGAUGUGAGUACCGAUUGGCUACUGCGUUACGACGUGAUACCUCAAGCAUACGCCUUCAGUCAUUUAGAUGAGCAUUGGUGGAGAAAUGUGUGUAACCCAAAGCUGGACACGCUUAUCGACACCAACACGUUGUUAUCCGUUUCGCGGGAGGUGUUCAGUGAAGGGUUCUGCGCUGAUCCACAAAACCGGUGCCAUUGCGCGGCGACGCUGUUCGACAUUGGUGUCGCCAUGCAGUCCGACGGUCGCAUCGAUAAACACCCACUUUUGAGGGAAAAUCUCGGCCGGUUGCGCGAUAUCAAGUUCUUUGAGGAUUCUCACCGAUUUGUUUACAACGCCUCUGAUCGUACGCACGCAAAGAUGGGGAGUUUGGGGCAGCACCUUGCUCAGGAAAUUUUGAAAAAUGCGGAGAAUCAUAUGAAUGGACUAACGUCGUACAAACUCUAUCACUACAGCGCACAUGACACAACGAUAGCACCACUGGCUGCGACACUCGGGGACAGCACAACCACUGGAAUCACGCCACCUUACGGUCAGCUGUAUGCUUUUGAACUGCUGUACGACCACGAAGUUAAAGGGUAUAUUAUUCGGAUAAGGCGCGGUGCGCCAGGUCAGAAACCCGAGGAAGGCUAUGCAUUUAGUUGGGGAGAGUUUCAGAUGAAAUGCAUGAACGAAAACCACACUGUUUACACAGCUGAGGACAACAAGUGCCCUUACCACGACUUCCGGCGGUUCGUGAAAUCCACCAAACCGCAUGAUCCCGCGGGACUUUGUUAUCUCAACCGGAGGUACCGCGAGCUUUUCCACUGCCCGGGAAAUGUUGGAAAACCACCUAAUAAGCAGUGCAAAGUCUUUCGGCGUGUGUGUCCAGCGUGGUCCUGCGAAGAAGGUUACACGUUGAACAGUGUUACCUUAGAGUGCGUGUGCAGUUCCAGGAAAUGUAUGGAGAAUCGUGACCUGAGCAUCAGCACUGACACACUUGGCAGGAAUCUUUUCACCAUCUUCAUCUUUGUGCUCUUGGCACUUCUCAUCCCUAUUUUUUCCGUAUUCGUGUGCAUCGGUAAAAAAUUGCGGGCACGAACCCGCAGAACGAGGGCGAAGGGCUAG
This is a messenger RNA of Trypanosoma brucei brucei TREU927, 1506 nucleotides long. Its product is annotated as membrane-bound acid phosphatase 2. The record is from RefSeq and is a predicted model, not a curated record. Gene Ontology annotation, molecular function: phosphatase activity. The transcript has a single exon. NCBI's taxonomy places the organism in Eukaryota, Euglenozoa, Kinetoplastea, Trypanosomatida, Trypanosomatidae. Gene Ontology annotation, biological process: dephosphorylation. The coding region runs from base 1 to 1506 and encodes 501 amino acids.